Molecule: messenger RNA, 973 nt
Organism: Branchiostoma belcheri (Belcher's lancelet)
Lineage: Eukaryota; Metazoa; Chordata; Leptocardii; Amphioxiformes; Branchiostomatidae
Exons: 2
Coding region: 87-614 (175 amino acids)
Source: RefSeq, a predicted model, not a curated record
CACAAGCAAUUUGGUCGUCCAAAUCUGCGUCACUGUUGCAUAUAGACGAUCCGGACCGAAUACGACCGUUCGAGAGAAAGAGAGAGAUGGCGCUACCGACUCAGCUCUUCAUCCUCGUCGCCUCCGCCUGCCUUCUCCCACACGCCGCGGUAGCCUUGCCGGUAUCCUCCGCGUACUGGGAACAAGACAACGAUGCCUUGGGCUUCGGCCAAGACCCACCCGUCAGACAGGGCAGUCUGGGGGUUCCUCUCCACAUAGCCUCACUGUCCGGCCUCCGUGGCCUGCCUGAUGUUCGGGAGGUCAGCAGACGGGUCCCCUCCUACAACUUUCCCUUCAGGACGUCGGUCGGCAGAUACGGGAAGAGGGGCGAGACGUCUCGGCUCAGCGACGCGGACUCCGACGGCGAGGACUUCACGGUGACGUUACCGGCCUUUCCCGGGCUCUUCGGCCUGGACAACACCACCCCGUACGACCGGCAGGACGGCGGGCGAGCCGGGGACUGGUCCGGGGGACACGUCGACCAACUCCCGCUGCCUCAGCACCCGAAAAGGGCCGAGUUCCAUUAUCGCACCAACUCCAGCAGAUACGGCAGGAGGAAGAGAUCCGCGCAGUAGAGUAAGAAGAUCCCGUUCUUUAUCGCAUCACACUUCCACUGUGCGGAAAAGGGCAGCCAACGUACGUCCAACCAUUUCAUCUUGACUUUCUCUCUGACACUCCUAGUCGUUCAUUAUGAUUACGUAGAACACUCCACACCUUUCCCCUCUCUAUACUUCUUUCUGGAUGAUAUCUACAAUGUAGUUUGGACCGGAAAACUUUGGAACUGCACAGGAAAAUGAAGUGAACGUUGGUUGUUGUGACCAGUGUAACAUCUUUACUUUAGGACAUACCAUCUGCGGCAUAUUAUAACUGUCGGUGGUGCGACACGGCGGUGGCUUUCGUGUCUGAUGUGUUGUCAGGAAUUAAAGCUAACGAU